CAUGGAGAUUGAGCCUGAGAUGCUGGCCAUGGAGACCAUUGUUCCUGUGUACUUCGCUGUGGAAGACGAGGCCCUGCUCUCCAUCUAUGAGCAGACGCAGGCUGCCUCUGCCUCCCAGGGCUCUGCCUCUGCUGCCGAAGUGCUGCUCCACACUGCCACUGCCAAUGGCUUCCAGAUGGUCACCAGCGGGGUCCAGAGCAAGGCCUUGAGUGACUGGCUCAUCACCAGUGUGGAGGGACGGCUGACGGGCCUGGGUGGAGAGGACCUUCCCACCAUCGUCAUUGUGGCUCACUACGAUGCCUUUGGAGUGGCUCCUGUACGUAUACGCUCGCCUCAGGAGGGGAGGUGGGUGCCUUUCCUCCCACACUGCUCAGCCCAGCUCAGACGCAGAAGCGGCUGUCUGUGGACAGCAGCUGUGGUCAGAGGAGCAGCGCCCACUCUGAGAGCCCUUUAGGCAUUACCUCAGCUU
Molecule: messenger RNA, 469 nt
Organism: Myotis brandtii (Brandt's bat)
Lineage: Eukaryota; Metazoa; Chordata; Mammalia; Chiroptera; Vespertilionidae
Product: nicalin
Exons: 3
Coding region: 2-454 (150 amino acids)
Biological process (GO): regulation of signal transduction
Cellular component (GO): endoplasmic reticulum membrane
Source: RefSeq, a predicted model, not a curated record